AUGAAGCCCAUUCAGUCUGAUGUUGAUCUCCCAUCAAUGGGACUUGAGAAACACAAGUUGGAUUCGGAUAAAGAGUCCGCACAAAAGCUAGAGUCAGAGGAACAAGAUCCCUUUGGAGAUGAAAGCCAAGCUGGCGUGAAGUACAAGACCAUGGCAUGGUGCGGUCUCCUGGCCAUCCUCGGGGUUGGGAUAGUCUCGACGUAUACUGCAUAUACCAUUGGGCAAUUCAAAUGCCGCCAUGUUCAAGUGCACAGCAUGGCCGACGCUGGUGAUCUCCUGAUGGGAAGGCUCGGACGGACUACACUGGACAUAGCCCAGCUCGUCUUUUUUGUGCUGGUGAUGGGGAGCCAUAUCCUCACAUUUUCGAUCAUGAUGAACGUCCUCACCGAGCAUUCCUCUUGCACCAUCAUCUUUUCAGUUGUCGGUUUGCUCGCCUCGUUCAUGUUGACCCUUCCACGGCGACUCGAGAGGCUUUCUCACAUCUCCUCCGUGAGCUUUGUCAGUAUCGUCGGAGCGGUUCUCACUGGUAUGAUUGGGGUCACUCUUGUCAAAGAAGGACCAGUGCAUGUCACGGCCUUUUCGCCUUCGUCCAAAGUGCAUGAUGCGUGCCUUGCUAUUGCAAAUAUCAUCUUUGCGUACGCAGGACAUGUUGCAUUCUUUACCCUUUUCUCCGAGCUCAAGGAGCUCAGGGACUUCCCCAAGGCUCUGGCGCUCUUGCAGAUGAGUGAAAUGCUCUUGUAUACGGUGGCGGCUAUUGUCAUAUAUGCCUAUAUUGGACCGACUGUCAACUCGCCUGCUCUCAAUUCGGCAGGACACUUGUUUCGAAAGAUUUCCUAUGCGAUCGCAAUCCCCACAGUACGUAAUUUUUCCGUGUGGACUUCUUCGGAUAUAAGCUAA
This is a messenger RNA of Penicillium vulpinum, 897 nucleotides long. RefSeq lists its product as uncharacterized. Bases 1 to 897 code for a protein of 298 amino acids. Gene Ontology annotation, cellular component: vacuolar membrane. The record is from RefSeq and is a predicted model, not a curated record. The transcript is spliced from 2 exons. Gene Ontology annotation, molecular function: amino acid transmembrane transporter activity. Gene Ontology annotation, biological process: amino acid transmembrane transport. NCBI's taxonomy places the organism in Eukaryota, Fungi, Ascomycota, Eurotiomycetes, Eurotiales, Aspergillaceae.